This is a messenger RNA of Hevea brasiliensis (rubber tree), 1750 nucleotides long. RefSeq lists its product as uncharacterized. Gene Ontology annotation, cellular component: chloroplast thylakoid membrane. The transcript has a single exon. Lineage: Eukaryota; Viridiplantae; Streptophyta; Magnoliopsida; Malpighiales; Euphorbiaceae. Bases 270 to 1388 code for a protein of 372 amino acids. Gene Ontology annotation, biological process: response to photooxidative stress; photosystem I assembly. The record is from RefSeq and is a predicted model, not a curated record.
UGAAUGUUAAAUUCAUGAUAGAUCAUAAUUAAAUAAGUUUUCUCAAUAAACAACUCUUAUACACAAAUGAUACUCUGAUAUGCUGUAAACGCCUUGUGAUUGUCUAUAUAGCAUAUAUAAUACACCUUGUUAUUUUAUUUGUGGAAGUAGCAAACAUGCAAAUCACUACUGAUGCUCUUAGUACAUGCUGCCCACGUUCUUUGUCAUGCUUCCUAUAAUAAGUAGCUCAAUCCCUGGAUUCAGCCUCGGAAUAUCUGCCCUCAAACACCAUGGUUCUCCCAGCUUCACAUAUUGUGCUUCCAACUGCAGGCACCACCCAGGGAACGGUUGAAAUUUGUGAUGAGCUACACAUCUUUUCUACUGCUGAACACUUCCAUGAGAUCAAACUCAUGUCGAUUGAAGAAUCUGAGCUGCCAGCCAAAAAGGAGAAUCCGCAGAAGGAGAAGCAGAUUUCGGUGGAUCCCAUAUCUUUGAGAGAAUCAUCAAGGAGAGAGGCUAGUUUCAAUUUAAUAUUGUCGCCUAUUGUCACUCCUCCAGAUGGACCACCGCCUCUACCACUCUUGAAACCACCACUUAUAAGUUGCAGUCUUCCCAACUCGGCCUGCUCGUCUCCUCGAUUCAGCUUCGCUUUGUUGAAGAAGAAAUGGAAGAAUGAAAGCCAAGCAUCACCUCGUCAAAUUGACCGUCUGGCCUAUCAACAUUCUGCAGCAUACCCUCAUCUCUCUCAGCAGGAAGUUAAUUUGAGGAGAAGCAAGUCUUGUGCAGAAGGAAGAAUUUCUGGACCAGCUGAUGAACUUGAUCUUUGGUUCAGCAAAUCGAAUGUCGAAAAAUAUGAAACCAGGCAUCAGGCAAACUUCUCCGAACCUGAGGCCAACAAAGAUGAUCACAAGGAUGGUAAGAAAGUGGAUCCUAAUGAUGAUGGAUUUAAAUGUGGUGCCCUUUGCAUGUACCUUCCAGGCUUUGGCAAGGGAAAACCAGUGAGAUCAAAGAAAGAACAAGUGGGAGCAGAGGUCGGAAACAUAAUAUCCAGGACAGUUUCUCUGGAAAAAUUUGAAUGUGGUUCAUGGGCUUCAUCAGCUAUCAUAAAUGACCAUGAAGAUGGAGACUCCAUGAAUCGUUACUUUGAUUUACCACUGGAGCUGAUCCGAACUAGUGUGAAUGAUGCAACUUCUCCAGUUGCUGCUGCAUUUGUCUUUGACAAGGAUCAUAAAGGGGUUCUCAAGAACAGUUCAACAAAAGCAACAAACAGAAAGUCCCAUGAAUCUCCACGCCAUGUUCGGUUUUCAUCUCCCACAUCUUACCCUGCCUCGCCGGCUGCUUGCAUUACGCCUCGCCUGCGCAAGGCAAGGGAGGACUUCAAUGCCUUCUUGGAAGCCCAGAGCGCAUGACUCAACAUCAACAUCAACAACAACAGCUUAGGCUUAAUCCCAAACUAGUUGGAUCUUUUUUCGGCACUCAGUUUUAAUAAACCCCAAAAUGCAUGACUCGUUCUCACUUUUUUUUAUUAUUGCUGGUAUCAUGUACUUCGUUUCUUGCUACUGUGCACACAAGCAUACAACACUUGAAUAUCCUGCCUAAAUGUUCAAGCCAAGACAAGAACAAAAGUUGAAGAAGAUGAUUUUCUUGUCUAAUUUUAGGAUGACUCGCUUGAUAUUGGUCAGGCUGUUUUCCAAUUUCUAUGACCAAUGCCUGUAUGAAAUUUUCCACAUCAAUCAUUGGUUGAUUUUUGCACUAUGAUGUGCUUCGGUUA